AUUUUGUGUGUGAAGCUUCCCAACUUCUGAGAAAGUUCUCACCACAGACCCCGCCGCAUGACUUCUCCCACCUUCACUCCCCCCUACUUGCCAUCGAUUCGCCCAGAUGAGACAGGAAAAGCUUCGGCAUUGGCCAUUGGAGGUGGGCAGAACAUGCUGAGAGAAUGUCGCUGAGGGGGCAAGUUUGAAUUGAGCCGGUUUCUCCUUGCCUAUUUUUUUUUGCUUUUCCUAUACCCUUGUUUGCUUGAUUCCUUUCUUCUGGCCGUCUUCCUUCGUGUAUGAUACCGGUACAAGUACUCGAGUAUGGUACUGGACGGUACGUUUGCUCAGGGUUUGCACUGCUUCACUGCUCGCUCUCACCUGCACAAAGACACUGAGCCUACCCGAGUCGUACCCGGAGCGGUAGAGAACCCAAGCCAAACCCGCCUCCCGCUACACCUGCUCAAGUAUCAUACCCUGCACACCGCAAGGCUACGAUAGGUACAGUAUCAUAUAAUAAAACCCCCCAGAGGGAGCGAAGCAAGAGGAAAGGGGAUAUCAUACAAGAAGCAUUGAAGCCCCUCCCCCCUCCCCCCUCCAGAAAAGAAAACCAGCACACCUUUUUUAUUUUUUACUUUCAUCCCACCUAAUUCCAAGUUCCCUUCUUCCCUCCUUCCCUUCCCCUUCCUCGACCCUGUCCACUCCGCCCCUCUUGACCUCUGGUUUUGUUCUCAACACUCAUUUCAGUUUGCUUGCUUGCUUGCUUGCCCGAGCAGUACAGAGCUUGAAGUCCAGUCACCAACCAACACCGAAGGCCCGGUCGUACCAGUGACUUCCGCAGCGGAAACAUUACGUAUACCUCUUUUCGGUACUGCGAAGCGCACCCACACGCACCACGCAUACACGCAGACGACCCACCACCACCACUGCACAAACAAACUGCAAGAAAGUCAGAAAGGGAGUCUGCCGAUCCGAGAACCGGACCGCAGCACACUAUACUUCUCAGCACACUUGCGCAGACCGAGCAAGGAAGGGAGGAAGGAAGACCAAACGAAAACCCCGAAUUACAUUUCGCAUACCAUCCGAACGUACCAAUUUACAAACCCUAUCGUCCUCAAUCGUCAUUUCCCAAAUGUGCACGGUAUCAUCCUCCGACUCCCGUGCUCCGGACUACGAAACUGUCGAGCGGCGUUACAACAUAGCAGUAAACCUCGAAUCUUGGGAACUGUUAGCAAUGCACUCCAUCGCCGGUAAUGAGAGUAUCCCGCGCGUCCGCCUCCGCAUGUUAAAAUCACUCGCCGGCCUCCCCACCCGCGCAGAAUCUACCCCUCCGACACCGCCGCCACCAGUAGCACAAUCUUCCUCGGGAUCUAUGGGGAAUGGGAGGAGGAGGCUAUCGAGAGAGCAGCAGUGAUGAUUUAGUUCCUGUUCUCUCCCUUUCCUCUUUUCCUUUUUCCUUGUUGCUGGAUUGUCUGAUCUUUUGCCUGCUAAGUAUGAUGACUUGCCUAGCGAAGAUGGCGCAGAUGGGGGUCUCCCCCCUCCCUUCCCCCCCCCUAAUUUAUCGAAAAUUGCGGGUCAGGAGUUGAUUUUAUCUUUAUUUUAUGUUUCCCUUAACUUGGUGAGGAUCGAGUGAGAUGAGAGGUUGGUUGGGUACGAUAUAAUAUUGGGUAAAUUUACUACAGGAGGAGUAUCACGGAAAGGGGACGGGAAUUGGAUUGCGCUCUCGCAAGAUACUCAUGACUGUUAUAGCAUAGAUAUGCUUUUUAGUACAUUAUGCUAAAGUACCAAUCCAAGAGUUUUCGCUA
This is a messenger RNA of Tuber melanosporum (Perigord truffle), 1784 nucleotides long. RefSeq lists its product as uncharacterized. Bases 1112 to 1393 code for a protein of 93 amino acids. The transcript is spliced from 4 exons. The record is from RefSeq and is a predicted model, not a curated record. NCBI's taxonomy places the organism in Eukaryota, Fungi, Ascomycota, Pezizomycetes, Pezizales, Tuberaceae.